AUGGGAGUUGUAGUUCCCGCGCCCCGAGCGCCGCUUGUCCCGCUGGGGCGGGAGGCACCGCAGAGCCCCGGGCCCGGGCUCAGCUGCGGGGCGAUGGGGCCCAAGGGGCGGCACCUCCACCCCCCUCCGCCCGUGCCCCGCACCCCGCCGGCUUGGGGGGCCCGGGGAGUCCCAGCCUGGGGCCGCUCCCGGCGCUGCGGUGUCGGGGGCUCCUGGGGCAGGCAGGGCAGAUACAGGCAGGGCUGGGGGCGGGCAGGGCUGGUGCAGGAAGGGCUCGGUGCAGGCAGAGCUGAGGGCAGGUAGGGCUCGGUGCAGGCAGGGCUGGAGCAGGCAGGGCUCGGGGCAGGCAGGGCUCGGGGCAGGCAGGGGUCGGUGCAGGCAGGGCUGGAGCAGGCAGGGCUCGGGGCAGGCAGGGCUGGGACAGGCAGGGCAGAUGCAGGCAGGGCUCGGGGCAGGCAGGGCUGGGACAGGCAGAGCAGGGUGCAGGCAGGGCUGGGGGCGGGCAGGGCUUGAUGCAGGCAGAGCUGAGUGUAGGCAGGGCAGAUGCAGGCAGAGCUGAGGGCAGGUAGGGCUCGGGGCAGGCAGGGCAGAUGCAAGCAGAGCCUGGGGGCAGGCAGGGCAGAUGCAGGCAGGGCUGGUGCAGGCAGGGCUCGGGGCAGCCCCUGUCCCCACGUGACGCCCGCGCCGCGCGGGGGCGGCUCCGGUUCAUUCAUAAAUCCCGGGGCCGCCCCGCCGCACCGAGCGCAGCGGCUGCGAUGGAGCCCCGGUCCCAGUUGUAGCUCCGCACCGCGGUGCCGGGCAGGGCCCGGGGCCGGGCAGGACCCGCCGCCCCCGGCCCGGCGCCUCCCGCUGUCUCCCCCUGCCCCAGGACACGCUCGGGCCGGGACGGACCAUGAGCGAUGACCCGACGCCCUGGGACAACGCGACGGAGAGCACCACGGUGGUGCCCGGCGAGGUGUCCCCCCAGGAUGGCUACGUGCUGCUCCUCGCCCUGCUCUCCAUCUUCAUCGGGGGCACCCUGGUCCUGCUCUCCAGCAUCCUGAUCAUCUGCCGCCGGUGCUGCGAGGCCGACCGCCGGCACUCCAGAGCCAGCGAUGACCCCGAGAAAACCAACACCACCUACCUGGAUGACUCGCAGCCAGCCCAGGAUAUCACCAUCAAAGUGGAGGACCCCGACUGCCUGUCGUCCUCCAGCUACCGGGAUGUGGAGAGUGAGCGGUUCCUGUCCUCCAGCUCCUCCACCGCCCGCCGCGUCUCCUUCAACGAGGCCGCACUCUUCGACCAGGGCAAGAAGACCCAGGAGAAGGGGAGGAGGUACACGCUGACGGAGGGGGACUUCCACCACCUGAAGAAUGCCCGCCUGACCCACCUGCACCUCCCGCCGCCCGCCCUCAAGAUUGUCACCAUCCAUGAGUGCGAGUCCAGCGAGAACAGCCUGGCCAUGACCCCCCGCCUGCCCCCUCCCAAGCCCGGCCUCGCCAUCUUCCAGCCCCCCGCGGGGGCCCUGCCCCAGCCGGCGCUCCCCAGCCAUGCCGUGUGCCCCAGCUCUGCCCUGCCUGGGGACACCUACAACUCCACCGUGGACACCAGCUUCACCGAGGCCAGCCCGUCCGCCUCCUCCGACUCCGGGGAGGGCCCCUCGUUCGCAGCAGCACCCAGGAGCGGGAAGGCGGCUGGGGCGGGCAGUGCCGCCCCCGGGGAGCCCCCCCCAGCCCCCGCGCAGGGCACCGUCCUGCAGUUCUUCACCCGCCUGCGCCGCCACGCCAGCCUGGACGGGGCCAGCCCCUACUUCAGGAUCAAGAAGUGGAAGCUGGAGAGCACCCAGCGGGCGUCCAGCCUGGACACGAGAGGGUCCCCCAAGCGGCGGCAGUUCCAGCGUCAGCGGGCGGCCAGCGAGAGCAUGGACCAGGAGGACCGGGACCCUCACCAGACCGACAUCAUCCAGUACAUCGCCCGCACGGAUGACGUGGCCUUCCACCCCGCGGGCGGCCCCUUCCUGCCCUCCCCCGCCAGCCCCCCACCCUCUCUCGGCAGGCUAGAGCCGGGCGAGGGGGGCGCGGGCAGCCCCGGCGAGGCGGGCGUCCCAGAGCAGCCCAGUGCCUACCACGACAUCUGGAGCCUGCGCGCCUCGCUGGAGCUGUACGCCUCCUCCGAGCGGAGCAACGACCAGGACUCGGUGCGCAGUGACGGCGGGGACAGCAUCUCCUCUGCCGGCGGCAUUCCCCCCUGCCCCUCCUCCUCCCUGGAUGAGGCCGAAGGCCCCGAGGAGAAGCUCUGGGGUCGGCCCAAGCCGGAGGAGUCGGAGCCCGGCACGCGCAAGCUGCUGCAGAUGGACAGCGGCUACGCCUCCAUCGAGGCGCCCAGCCGGGGGGGCGAGGAGGGGCCCCCCAAGGACCAGACGGCCUCCGAGAAGCGCAUUUGCUUCACCAGCGCGGGGCGGAAAGGUACCAUCUUCGAGAGCUUUGAAGGCCGGGAGCCGGAGGAAGAGGAGGAAGAGGAGGAGGAGGAGGAGGAGGAAGAGGACGGGAGCACGGUCCGGGGCGCAGCAGGUGGGGCACUCCCCCGUCCCCACAGCCCCCUGGCCUGGUCCCCGUACGGGCAGAUGUUCCCGGGGCGGGAUGCGGCGCCCCGGCGGGACUACAGCAUCGAUGAGAAGACGGACGCCCUGUUCAACGCCUUCGUGCGCCACGACCCCCAGUUCGACGAGUCCCCGCUGCGGGGGAAGCACCGCUCCCGCACCCACCUCCGCAAGCAGUGGCAGCACGCCAAGCAGUACAGCGACCCCGGCGUGCGCUACCCCGCGCUGGAGCGGCACCGCACGCCCCUGCGCCGCGGGGACAGCGCCAACUACCCCCUGGACGCCCGCUUCCACAGCCCCCUGCCCCGCAUCGUCAGCGCCGGCGACGAGGAGGCGGCGGAGGCGGCUGACGGGGUCCCCCCUGCCCCGGCGCUACCCGACCCCGAGAUCCAGGUGAUCGUGGAGGAGCCCGGAGAGGCGGCCCCCGAGCCCAAGGCUGGCUCCGAGCCCCCUGGGGACAACGACUGCCCUGGCCCCGGGAGGUGCCUGGGGCUGGGCUCUGGCUCGGAGCUGAUGGACAAAAUCACCGGCGGCCUCGAGGAGCGGCUCUACGGGCACUUGAGGAAAGCGGGAGAGAGCACCGAGCGCGCGGUGGCCGUGGCGGCCAGCGAUGCCCCCCCUGACCACAGCCCUGUCUAGGCCCAGCGCGAGGGGGAGAGACCCUGGCGCAGGCGGGGCUCGGCCCCUACCGGGGUUUGGGGCUCCAUCCCCUUCUGCUGCUGGCGUGGGGACCAGCCCGGUGCGCCGCGGGAAGGGCGGCCCCAGCACGGGAAAGCCGGGAGGGCGCGUGGGGUCCCCUGGCCGUACCCCCCCCCCCCUUUCACCGCGGGGGUCCGGUAGCGUGGGGUGGCCGAGCCCCCUCGCUCCCAGGAGCGAGGUGCCAGGUGGCGGCGGAGGGCCCUGGGCCGGGGGUGCCCGGGGGUGUCGGGGCGCAGAGGGGGAGCAGAGCGUUGGCCGGGAGGUCAGCGAGGAGGGACUUUGCUAAUAAACCCCCAAACCCAGCUGCGGCCUAAUCCUUACCUCACGGCAGAGCUGUGUAGCAGAUAACGCUCUCCCCUCUCCCCAGUUUUUUACAAGCAAUAAUGCCUCCCAUCCGGCCAGGGAACGUCCUCGCGAGGAAGGGGCCGGAGCUGGGCAUCCCCCUGGCCGGCUGGGGGACGCCGCGGUGCCGCCCUGGCACAGGGGGCUGUUAUUUGGGGAGGGGGGAGUCGCCUCCUCGUGCCCACGAGCCACCCGGCGCUGCAGGGAGCCUGGGAUCUAAACUGGAAACUGGGGGCCUGGGGCUGCUGUGCCGGGGCAGGAGGAUGCUCGGGGGGGUUUGCGCAUCCCCGCCCCGGCGGCGCGGGCCCCGCAGCAGCACCCCGAGGCCUGGGGAGGCAGGACCAGCCCUGGGGCACCCCUGUAAACACCCCCGUAGGGGUGGGGGGGGGCUGCGCAUCCUCCCCCCAGGGCCGUCCCCUCAGCCAGGGCACGAGCAGAGCGCGGGGUCAGGUCAGCAUGUGCCGUGGGCGACCCCGAGCGCUCCGCACCCCUCCCCGGGCGCUCAGAGGAUACUUAGGGAUUUUUACAGAGGUGGAUGCUGCUGUGCCGGGGGCGGGGUUAGCUUUUUAUUCAGUUUUUAUUUGUGUUCCAAAGGAUGGGUGAAAAAAAGGAAGAAAAAAAAAAAGCCCAAGCUGUGGUACCUGGGAGA
This is a messenger RNA of Phalacrocorax carbo (great cormorant), 4268 nucleotides long. Lineage: Eukaryota; Metazoa; Chordata; Aves; Suliformes; Phalacrocoracidae. The record is from RefSeq and is a predicted model, not a curated record.